Messenger RNA from Schistosoma turkestanicum, 2077 nucleotides. Lineage: Eukaryota; Metazoa; Platyhelminthes; Trematoda; Strigeidida; Schistosomatidae. The record is from the annotation of a GenBank genome assembly.
AUGAAUUUACCACAAAAAUAUAAUAAUCAUUCAAUUCAAAUGAUACGAACUGAUCAAUCAUUGAUUUUUCCAAUCAAUAAUAAUAAUUACAGUAAUAAUAAUAAUAAACUUUUAACAAGCUAUCAAAGUAUGGAACCUGUUGAAAUCUAUCUACCAAGUAUCAUUGUUUUAACCAUAUUUCUGAUACUCAUAUCAAUGAUUGGGAUUAUUGGGAAUAGUUUUGUUGUUUGGGCAUUUCGUAAACAAAUUCAACAAGGUAUCAUAUCGGGUUUAUUUAUUUUAUUACUAGCCUGUAAUGACUUAUUCAUCUGUAUCAUUGUUAUACCAUGUACACUGUACUUAGAUAUAUGGACAGCAGAUACAACUGAUUGGAUAUGUCGUGUACAUUUAACCCUGAAAGCAUUUGUUGUACCCAUCUCCGCAUGUAUCCUAAUGUUAAUAGCUGUGGAAAGAUUUCUACUGAUUUGUUUUAUACCUGGAAUACAAAUGAAACGUAUACAUAUAAUCUUAUCCCUAAUCAUAAUACUGAUCAUUGGUCUAUUAUGUUCCAUCCCAAUGGGUUUACAUGUUCAUGCAAUUGAUAUAUUUAAAGAACGUGAUGAAUUACUGGAUUUGAAUACAUUAAAAAAUGGCGCCAUUGAUUUAUCACAUUUACAAACAAAUCAACAAUGGUUCAAUCAAUUACGUGUCACUAAACGUUGUGAUAAAGAUGACACAUUGAUCAAUGAUCAAUUCUAUUGGUAUUAUCAAUUAUGUGUGUUGUUGCUGUUUUUAGGAUUAUUUCUUGGUACAGCUAGUGUUUAUGGUUUAAUAUUUUUAUUUGUAUGGCGACAUGAAUCAUUUAUGUAUGAAAAAUAUGGUAAUUCUAAAAUGAAAGGUAAUUGGAUACGUAUACAUGCUACACCGAAUUCAUCAGCUGAUCGAAUACAACUUAGCACUAAAUGGAAUCCAAUUAAGAAACAUUUAUCAUUUUGUAAUAAGUAUAAAGAAUCUAAACAAGACAAUGAUAAACCAAGUCCGAAUAAUAGUUUGAACAUUGAACCGGACGAGGACGAGGAGCAGAAGGAGGCUGGAGAAUGUGACAAGGAGGAACAACAACAACAACACCGACCAACUCGUCAAGUUCAACAACAAAAACGAUAUUCGGCAGAAUCGUUAAAAUUAUCACCACUACAACAUCACCAACCAACACAACAAACAUUGGCGAUUGGGAAUGCAACUCUAACCGAUAUGACCACAUCGACAAGUUGUAUCAUAUCGAAUUUAGACAGAUUAAGUUGUGUAUGUUUAUGUGAACGAAAUGACGAGACGCAUGAAUUGAAUCAAACUGAUCAAUAUCCAAUGAGUAAAGAUUGUCUGUUGCAUGCCACUCAUUCAGAACGCAUUGAUACUACUGAUCAAGGCAAUAACAACAAAAAUAAUACUAAUAAUAAUAAGUGUUGUCCUAAACAAAAAAUCAAUAAUUCAUCUCAGUCUAGAACAGAAUUAUCCGCUGCCAACUUAGAAUGUCGACGUAAACCACAUGUACGUACAGCGCAAACAUUGGCGUUGGUUGCAGCCAAUUUCAUUAUUAGUUAUACACCAUAUCUUGUGUAUACUACAAUCCCAGUACAAAAGAGACAAGUUGUCUUAUUUAAAGAGAAACCACAUUGGACACUACAAAUAAGACGUAUUCUGUUUUAUAUGUAUUUUGUUAAUUCUGCAUUGAAUCCAAUUAUUUACUCGUGUAUGAAUAGACAUUUUCGUAAUUGUAUGAUUAAAUUUUAUGCAGAUUUAAAAAGGAAAUUUAAAAAUUGUAAUAUGUCACGAUCAAAACCACUGGAGACAAAUCAAGAUUUAGUUAGUUUCGUGUUAUCGUCAAAACCGAUUGGUUCAAAUCAAUGAGAAAAAAGGUAAUCCAUGUUUAUGUAUAGUCGAAUGAAACUUACUGGCACCUGUUACCCCCAUGGGUUGGAACACAGGCCACUCCGACCGGAAUUCUCUGACCUAUUCAAUCCCAAACCUUCAUGUUUCAAGUUCUAACUGAAUUAAUUACUUACUGGCUUACUAACUAUCUAACUAACUAACUAACUAACUA